Lampris incognitus (smalleye Pacific opah) is the source of this 2235-nucleotide messenger RNA. RefSeq names its product proline rich 35 (gene prr35). The record is from RefSeq and is a predicted model, not a curated record. The transcript is spliced from 2 exons. Lineage: Eukaryota; Metazoa; Chordata; Actinopteri; Lampriformes; Lampridae. Bases 1 to 2235 code for a protein of 744 amino acids.
AUGUCGAAGGAGGACGGUUGCAAAGUAACGUCCGCCUGCAAACACAAGGAGCGUAAGCCCAAGAAGCCGCACUACAUCCCCCGGCCGUGGGGGAAACCUUACAACUACAAAUGCUUCCAGUGCCCCUUCACCUGCAUGGAGAAAUCCCACCUGUACAACCACAUGAAGUACAGCCUGUGUAAGAACUCCCUCUCCCUGCUCAUCGAGUCCGACUGGCCCUACAAGAAGGGGAACAUCCUCCACCCGGAGCAGCUCCGGCCUCUCCAUCAGGCCCACGGUCUCCAUGCCACUGGGAAAGAGGAGACGGAGCAGGCCACAGCCACCGAGGAGAGGCCCAGGCCACGGCGUGCCCCCGAGAAGGAGGAGGAGGAGGAAGGAGAUGACAGGGCGAGCCGGGGGGCGGAGGAUGAAGAAGGAGGGGGAGUGGAGGGAGGAGAGAUGGCGGGGCUGACAAGAGAGCUCUCCAACGGCGGUGUAGACAGAGAAGCAGUUGAAGGCAUCAAGAAAAGCAAACGCGGUGAGUCGGAGCUCCUGAUGGCAGACAUGUUCUCGCUGGAGGAGCAGCUGCUGAGGGCACGCUCGGUGGAGGUGGAGGCCCAACUGAAACAUUACAAGCUGUCCAAGACGUGUCUGGCUGCUCCUGGCCUACUGUCGGAGCAGUGGCGGCUGCUGACUACCAGCCACACCAAGGCAAAGUCUGAGGGUGGCCAGCCCAGAGUCAGCAGUUCAAUUCCCUGUUACCCUCCUCCUCCCAACCUGGUGGACUACCCGGAUCCCACUGGGCUCAACCUGUCUGUCCUUGGCGUGGGGUACCCCAUCAGCCCCAGCCUCUUCUCUUACGUCAACUCAGCUCUUCCCGCCGCCCACAGUAGCAUGACUGCCCAGACCCACGCCCAGCUUGCCCAGCUGCCCUUCCUUGCCUCAGCUGCACAACUCAUGCACCCUAUCUCCGGCGCUCACCCGCACGCCGAUAGAGCCCUCCUCCCCUCCCGUCUUUACUACCCCUUCCUGUGUGAGCAUGCACUCGGGCCCACAGCGUCCCAGAAUGAUGCCGGAAAGGGACUCAAAGCCUCGACAAAUAGUGCUGAGGUCAGUGCCCUGCCUGGUUACCAGCCAAAGGUCAACCUGUGGAAGGUGCCGGCAUUGCGGCCGGGGGCAGCAGCAGGCUGGGUGUCGCCGCAAAGGAAGUCCCCUGAGCCGGGCUGCAGGCAGGGGGACAAACUGCAAGCUUCAGCCAGGGACGGUAAAGCAGGUUGGGGAAUCAAGAGAACUGGAGCGCCACUGGGGAGCCACGAGGCCCCAGUGGAGAAGAAACCGGCCAUGGGUUUCACCUUUGACCUUCUGAAAAAUAUGCAGAACGCCUCACCUCUCGCCAUGGCAACCGACAAGCUCCUCCUCCAGAACAGUCUGCAGGGUGCUCAGCUUCAGACUCGGCCUCCAGAGCAGUGGUAUGCUGAGCCGCCAUCCAGCCCAAACAGCGAGUCCUCUUCCCUGCCCAGCAACCAGGAUGCCACGGGGCCACGGACUCCAGCAGGUGAAGCCCCCGAAUCGGUGGCCACACUCCUCGGCGAUCUCUCCAAGGCUCUGCAGGAGUACCAGGAGGCUGAGCGAAAGAUUGCCCACCUGGAGAAAGAGGACCUGUCUGGGCAGGGCCACCUCUGGGAGCACCUGACAAAGAUCCGCAGCGAGCUCUCCCACAUCCACCAGGCGCUGGAGCAGACAGCCCGGCAGAGCGAAGGACCCCUGGACCUCUCCGUCAGGAGGGACCCCACAGACACUGUCGCCCAGGGUGAGCAGGGCGUGAGGGAGGAGGGACACCCUAAGGAUGUCACCACAGAAACGGAAGAGGAUGACGAGGAGGCGGAGGAGGAGGAGGAGGAGAGGGAUGAAGAGGAGGAGGAGAGGGAGAGAGAGAGGAGCGCGAAGGCAUCUCUGGAGAGUCGUAAACAGUCGCUGGACAUGCUGAUAAAGAUGAGCCAGGCGGGCGUGUCGGUGGUCAACACCGAGGUUUUGUCUCCCACCGCUCUGAGUUUGCGGCCCAGUCCGGCCGACGCCGUGUGGCCCGGCAGAACCACCAAGUGUGAGGCCGACUCCAGCGUGCUGCUCUGCCCUGAUGGCCGACCGGUGGUCUUCACAGACCUUCCUUCCUCCGCCAAGACCCCUAAAAGACCCCCAUCAAUACAGCGACUAGAGGCCCAGUGUCCUCCCAGUCCUCUGGCGGCGACAGACUCCUAA